AUGUCCGUGACAGAUUUGACCGAACAGCUGAGAAGCACUGAACAGCUGGUAACACAGCUAAAGGAGCUCGUCAGGGAGAAGGAUGCUGAGCUUCAAAAUAAAGAUCUUCAGUUAAAGGAGGAGAAGGAAUCUGCUGAUGCCAAACUUUCCAAGUUGAAGCUGCAAAACAAAGCCAAGGUUGCAUCAUUAACUUCACAGUUGGAAGAACUUAAGAAACAGUUGUCAGAAUCAGGUGGCUUGGAGGCAAAAGCAGAACAAAAAAAGGCAUCAAAAGAUGGUGACCAGGAAAAUGCUGCGGCGAAUCGUGGAAAAAUACUAGUACUGAGAAGGAGAAUAGAAGAACUAGAAUCCCAGAUCACCCAAAAAAAUGAAGAGUUACAAAAAAAGAGUGUUGAGCUGGAGGCCCAGCGCUGUCGUGGGACUGAAAUGGAUGCCAUGCUGGCAGAGAAAGAAAAGAAGUUAGCCGAAAGAGAUGCUUACAUCAUCGAUUUACAGAUAGCUUGUGGAUCAAGUGGUGUUGCCAAUGAAACACUCUUGCCCAAUGAAGAAUUGAAGAAUCAGCUGGCUGUUAAAGAGUCAUCGCUAGAAAGCAUGCAGAUCCUAGUUCAGAACCUUACCAAAAAGGUUGGAGACAGUGAAGAAAAAUGUAGCUUGUUCCAGGAACAGAUUGAGAGUCUUAAAAAUAUUCAGAGCAAAGAGAGAGAGCGUUUCCAAGGAAAAGAAGCUACAUAUGUGGAAAAUAUACGUGUGUUUCAAAAUAUUAUCCAGGAAAAGGAAAAGGAACUGGAAGCACAGAGAGAAAAGCAUGAGCAGGAGCUCUUUAAAUUAGCUGCUAAAUCUGAUGCAAGUGCUGACCUAGAACAGUUAUUAAAGGCCUUGAAACAGAAGCUCCAUGAAAAGGAAGAAGUCAUGCUGGGAAGGACACAGGUGAUAGAUGUUUUGCAAAAAGAACUGGAUGCCAAGGACCAGCAAUUGAAAGAGAUUAAUGAAAACCUGAAACGUCUUCUGUCUGAAAAAGAAAACCUCCAGUCUAAACUGGAUGCUGAGAAACAUGUAAUGAGAGCCCAAUUAAGAGACAUGAUGGAGAAACAUGAGCUUGAAAUGACAAAAGUUAAGGAGAAAUAUAAUGCUGAACUGCAUGAAAUUCAAGAGAAACAUGAAACUGAGCUGCAAGAGAAAGAUCAGGCCCUGUUUCAGCUUAAGAAACAAGUGGCAGAAUUAAGUGGUAGUGGACAGACUAACUCAAAAGAAGUUGGAGAUCUGGAGUCUAUAACCAAAGAGAAGAUGGAAAAUUUGGAAGUACAAGUGAAAUUGAAAACAGAAGAGUUUUCAUCAAAGAAUAAUGAUGUAUCUGCCUUAAACAAUCGUGUCUCAGAAUUAGAAAUUGAAAAUGAAGAACUACAAUCAAAACUGCAAUCGUUACAUGAGAUCAGAGCUCAAAAUGAAGAAUUGCUGACUAAGCUGGAAGUCUAUGAAGAGCAGCAAAGGAAGUUGCAAGCUGACCUUGACCAAGUUACAAAGAGGGCAGCUUCACAGGCCAGUGAAUCGGGUAGUGUGGAUGAAUUGCAGAGUCAGCUCUUGGAAUGGCAAGAAAACGUACCAGAGUCAGAGGAGUCCCGCGAUCAAGUCAGAGAAGAGAAAUCUGCUAUGGCCUUGAGAAUGGCUCAGAUUGAGGAGGAGAGAGAAGCCAUGGUCUCAGGGCAACAGGAGCUGGAGGAGGAACUGGCCACAGUUCAAGGAAUGGGCAGGCUGCAGCAGGCAAGAAGAAAAAGCAAUCAAACCAGCAGGAAGCUUCAGGAAGAAUACAACUUUGAUAGAAAACAAUGCUUUCAAGAGUUGAACGUCACCUUGGAUAGCACUGAUUCAGCUGAAGGAGAAAAUAUGGGAGGCUUACGGAGUGUGGUGGAAGAGUUGGAAUUGGAAAGAAAUCAACUGCAGGAGCAAAUUGUGUUUCUAGAAGAGCGUUGUCAGGAUUUGGAAGACAGAUUGCAGCUUCAAGGUAGAAUGGAGGCUCUUCAGAAUGAAAAUGAACGUUUGCAAACUCAACUCACCCAAUUACGCAGUCAACAAAUGCGAGAUGUGGAAAAGCAUCAAAUUUUGAUCUCUGGCUUGAAUGAGCAGCUUAAAGGAUUAAGCGACAGAAAUAGUUUCCUUGAAACUUCACUUGGAGAAAAAGAACAAAAACUGUUAAGCACGACAGAAAAACUAGAACAAAUUGAAACUUUGAGGAAACUGCUUCAAGAAAAGGAUCUUCUGAACAAAGAGCUUGGUGAAAAGUUUGUUCAUACUGAGCAAAAACUGAACGAAGCCUUAAAGAAGUGCAGUGUUUAUGAAGUGGAGAACACUGAGCAGAAAACAGUCAUCAGUGAUCUAACAGAAAAAGUCGCUACACUGAAGGAAAAGACUUUGAAACAAGAUGGCGUGGUAAAGUCGAUGCAGCUGGAUCUGGACCAGACAAACGAAGAGCUUGACAAAUUGAAUACAAGCCAUUUAGAGGAAAGAUCUCAGCUUAUUCAAGAUCUCCAGAAACGUGAAAGAGAAAUUGAUAAUCUUAAAGAAGCACUGGCAGAAAAAGACAAGGAGAUGUCUGUCCUAUCUUUGAAUAUGACAGAAUAUUCUGAACAGGUUAUCAUCCUGAAGCAUCAAGUGCAAUGCAAAGAGGAAGAAAUACGAGGGAUGGAAGAGGCUUUAUCAAAGGCUGAAAGGGAAACUCAUUUACUGAAAGAAGUACAAACAGCCGAUGUAAGAGAUGCAAGCGUGAAGAUAUCUGUCCUUUCUGAGCAAAGUAAUACAAUGAGACUAGAGCUAGAAAGACUUAGAGUUGAUAAUGAAGCUAAAACCAAAGAAAAUGAGGAAUUGAUAAGACAAAGCAGUGAGAACAGCAUUACAAUUAAGGAUCUCCGUUCUGAAAUCAAAGCCAACAGUGUCGCAUACAAUAACAAACUGGCAGAGUGUGAGUCACAAAUUACUUUGCUGAAAGAACAAAUUAGUAAAUCGUCUGAAAAGCUACAAGAAACCAAGGAUAAACACAGAAAAGAAACUGAAUACUUGAAAUCUCAGCUUGAGGAAAACAAUACUCUAAAGGAAAAAUGGAACAAUUUGCUUGAAGAGAGAGAGAGUAAAGCACAGUCACUUGAAAAGGAGUUAAAAUCAAUUAAAGAUACGCACAACAAACUGGUUUUGGAAAAUGCUAAAAAAGAUGAAGAGUUGGCUGAGUUAUCUAGGAAGCUUAUAGAACAUACUGAACAUCAGGAAACAAUUAAAAAAGAAUUACAAGAGAAACAAGAGUUCAUUAUUUCAUUAGAGCAGAAGCUUGGGGUUUUGGAGCAGCAAAAUGAAGAGACUAAACUUAAAUUAACUGGAGAUCUGAAAGCCAAAGAGACAUGUUGCAAAGAACUUAAUAACCAAUUAAAUGAAAUACAUAAACAAAUUAACAAGAUGGAAAUAGAGACACGGGAGAAAGCUUCAGCUAAUAAACAAUUGCAGGCGGAUAAAAUCCAGACUGUGGCAGAAAUAGAGAAUAAGUUAUCUGUUAGCACUGCUGAGUACGAAAAAACUCUUUCAGUACUAAAUUGUGAUAAAAACACCCUGGCAAAAGAGAUUGAACAACUUUCAAUACUUGCCGAGCAAAAAGAAAAUUCAGUCGCAGAACAGCUGCAGGAGAAAACAAAGGAAUGUAAUGUGCUAGCUGAUCAGUUGUCUGAAAGCAAGGAACAGACCCAACAGUUGCAUGAACAAAUGCAAUCACUUCUCAUUCAGCUGAAGGAUACUAGAGACAAAGAAGUAAAGAAAGAAGAAAUGUUAAAUAAUAAGUUAUCUGAAUGCAGUAGCCUAAUCCAAGAGCUCAGCCAUAGUAAGGAAAAGAAUUUGCUACUGCAGGAACAAAUUCAAAGGCUAACUUUGGAUUUUGAAGCUGCGAACAGGUCUCUAGAAGAGAAAGUCCUCCAAACUGAUUCAUUAUAUAAGGCAAUGGAAGAGAGUAAGUUUUGUAUUGUAGAGUUGCAGGAUGAAAUAAAAAACCUUAAAGAUGAAAAAGCGAAGUUGUCUCAGUUGGCAGAGGAAAGAGACCUGGCUGUAAAAAGUCAGGCUUCCGAACUUGAGAAGUUUCAUAGGCAAGCUUCUGAAAAAAUGGAAGAAAGUACAGUGUUAAAUAAUCAGCUGCAGCUAGUAAGCAAAGAAUUGGAUGUGCUUAAGCAUGAAAAGGAGAACUUUUCAAGCUUAUUGAGUGAGAAGUCACGUGAAUGUGAAGUUCUUCAGUCACAGUUGGUACAGCAACAGUCUGAAAUUACUUCAGCAAGGCAACAAGCACAUACAGCAGCUCUAGAAAAUGAAAAAUUGAAAGUAGACAUUGAAACAGUUAAUGUUAUGGAGGCUUUGAUUCAGCAGAUGAAAGAUAGUAAAAUGGCAGGAGAGGGGCAAUACAUGCAAAUCAUUUCAGAUCUGCAGAACCAAAUACAAGGCCUAGGUUUUGAAACCAACCAGCUUAGACACGCAAUGCAGGAAAAAGAAAAUGAGUUUAAGAGGCAAGCCCAAGAAUUAAAGUUAUUGAAAGAUAAAUCUGAAGAGUCUGAUGUACUUAGGGUUCAACUGUCUGAGAAUAUGGAGGUUAUUUCUGACCUUCAGUAUCAGCUUAGAAAUGUGACAGAAAAAUCAUCCCAGUUGAAUGAAUCGAUUAUACAGAAGGAUGAAUCUUUAAAACAAAAGUUGGGUGAAUACAUCAAUUUAAAAGCACAGCUUGCUGAGGCACAGGAAUCUUCUGUUUUGCAACAGAAACAGUUGGAGCUUUUAGCCUCUGAAGCACAGCAAUUAAAAGUACUUAUUUCAGAAAAAGAGUUAGCCAUCAACAGCAUCUCAUUGUCUAGUGAGAAUUUAAAGACGCAACUUCUAGAGAAAGAGAAUGAAUGUGAGGUCUUAAAGAAACAGGUGGUAGAGCUGGAGGAAGUGAAAGUGGAUCUGCAAAAAGAAAUACAACAUCAGAAGAAUGUAAUAAUUGAGAUGAACCAGUCUUUAUCAGAAAAGGAGUCAUCUCUUACAGAAAAUAAAAGUCUCCUCAAAACUCUGGAGGAGAAAGCUAAGAAAGAUGAAGAGAAGACAAAUUCAAUUUCUCAACUCAAAAGUCAGGUACAUGAGCUAACACAGGAACUACAGAAAUCUAAAGAACUAGUCCAUGAGAAAGAAAAUGCCUUUUUAUCUCUUCAGGAGAAAAUUGGAGCACAGUAUGUAUUAAAAACUGAGUUGAAUGCAGCUCUUGGGGAAAAAGAAGUAGUUAUUGCUGGACUGCUAAAUUCUUUAAAAGAGAAAGAUACCAGUAUACAGUUGGCAGAUAGCAACAUUAAUGUUCUUUCUAGUGAGAUUGAGGUUCUUAGAGAAAAAUUAGAGAAAAGUGAUACAGCCAUGAAAAGCCUUACUAAGGAAUUUCAUGAAAAGAACGAGGAGCUUGAUACCAAUCAGAAGAAAAUUGAUUCUUUGACAAUUGAACUCGACUCUCUUAAAAACAAACACCAAACAGCACUAGAGCAAGUAAGUUUGUGGAAAGAACAACUACAGCAAAAAGAAUUGGCUGUGGAGUCUCUGCAUGUGAAGUGCACUGAACAGGCAGAUAACAUAGCGUGUUUGAAGUUAGAAUUGAACAAUGUAAAUUCCAAAUCAUCUCAAGACUGCCAUGACAAUGCACUUUUAAUAGGUGAUCUGCAGUGCCAGGUAGAGUCUUUAGAGAAAGAAAAAAAUCGGUUGCAAGAAGAUGCUGAUAAACUGAUGGCUGAAAACGCACAACUUGCUACGUCUCAAAAUCAUUUGCAAAAGAAAUUGGAAGAGCUCCGAGAAAUCAAUGAAAAACUAGAAACCAGUGAGAAUUAUUCGAGAAUGCAGAUAGAUGCUGUCAAACUGCAGAUGAAGACUGAAAAAGAGAAGUUACAGAUGCAGGUUAGUGCAAAGGGUGAAGAACUUUCUAAAUUAGAACUUAAAUUUGAAACUCUAGAACAAAGUCUACUUGAGUCAGAAAACAAGUGGGUGACAGAACUUGAUAGGGCAACUUUACAGAAUAAUAAUCUUGCUGAGCAAUUGAGCGGUUUAGAAAGUGAAAUGAAAUUAAAAGAUAGCAAAAUCCAGUCUUUGCAGCAAGAGCUGGAUCUUAUAAAAGAGGAAUUAACUCAAAGCUUAUCUCCAUUACUUAGUAGUAGGCUUUUAUGUAAAGAAAAGAAGGCACAGACUUCAGAUUCUGAACUGCAGCUAACUGAUAGUAAAAUUCAGUUGGAAAAAUUCUCCACUCUUAUAACCACUAUUUUGAGCAAAGAAACAGAAGGAGAACAAUUGCAACUGGUGCUUUUAGAAAAACAGAAAGAAAUAGACACCAUGAAAGAUGAAUUAAAAAGUAUGCAGUCACUUGAGAAGCAGAAGGAGUUGCUGCAGAAUGAUAUUGAAAAGAUGAAGGGCAAAUACCAAUCUGAAAUUGAAUGUCUGUCAAAAGAAAUGGUUACAGUCAAGGAAACGUUAUGUAAACAACAGUCUCUCUUGCAAGAAAGGGAAGAGUCUUUUGCAGAAAUAAAUAAGCAGGUUGAGUUUCUUCAAGACAAGAUAAAUAAAUCAGAAGAAAUAGUAAGAAACAGUCAAGAAAAACUGCAAGUUGAAGGUAAAAAAGUAGCAAGUCUCCUUGAAGAAAUAGGGAGAAAAGAUCAACUCAUUGAAAACUUAACUUCCCAGGUAAAUCAGCAGAAGGAUUUAAUUUCUGGUCUAAGCCAGCAACUGAAAGAAAAGGACUGUUCUGUUACCCAGAUCAUGGAAUCAUUGUCUAAUGAAAUGCUGAAUUUUUCUGAAGAGAGAAAUACCUUAAGUACCAAACUGCAAGACCUUGAAGCUGUGCAUAAUAGUUCUGUAGGAGAGCUAAACCGAGUAUUGCAGGAACUUGAGGAUUGUAAGAAGGAACUGGAACGUAGUCAGGUUACAUUAAGCAGUAGGGAAGCUGUGUUUAAAGAUUUAAUGAACGAAAAAGAGGAGAUGCAGUUUAAUCUUGAGAAAAUGGGCAAGGAAAAAGAGAAUCUGAAAAAGAAACUUCAAGCAGCAUUGAUAAUAAGAAGAGAUCUAAUGCAGAAAGUUGGAAAACUAGAAAAGAGUGGUCAGGAAGAAAUAGAAAAAGAGCAAAAAAAAGCAGAGGAACUGUUGAAGAAAGUUGAUGAGUUAACAGACAAGCUGAAACUGGUUGAAGUACAGAAUAAAGAUCUUGAGUCUCAUCUUGGAACUUUGAAGCAACAACUUUUAGAGAAAGAUGCCAAAAUAAGUGAUUUGACUGAAAUUUUGUCUUUGAAAGCUUCUUAUUUAGAGGAACUUCAGGACAAUCUUGCAAAGCUAAACGAUGUCAUUACUGAGAAACAGAACGUAUGUGAGCAGAACCUAAAAUCUUUAGAGGAAAAGGACUGCAUGCUUGCUCAUAUGCAAUCUAUGCUUGAUGAAAAAGCAAGUGCAUAUGAAGAGGAACGUUCUCAGCUGCUCUUAGCUCUUGAAAAGGUAAAGUCUGAGGUUAAGAAAAAGGAAGAAUUGUUGAAAAAAUCCUGUUCAGAAGAGCCUGGUUUAAGUGCUGAGGACAGGAAGAAGUGUCUGGACCCUAACAAUGACAUUAAUGUCUUGAGUCAACUAAAAAAAGAAAAAGAAGCCUUACAGAGGGAGCUUUUGGUCAGGAAAGAAGAGAUGAAAAAAAUUGAGAAAGAAAGGGAAGAGCACACUAAACUUGCAGCAGAUUAUGAUGAACAAAAAACCCACCUUGAGCAACUCAAACAAGAACAUAAAGCACUCUGGGAAGUUCUUCAAACGAAAUCUGACCAAAGGAAUUUGGAAUCAGACAAACCAAGGAGCAAGGUUCAGGUUGCAUCCUUAAGAGAGUCAGAAAACGUGAUCACAUCAGUGGCCAGUCAAGACACUGAGUUAAAAGAACUAAGAAGUAAUUACGCAAAACUUCAGGAGGAAACAGAAAUGUUAAAGAAAGAGUUGAGGAAAAUGUCAGUUGAAUUUGUUGAUGAAAGAGAAAGAACCGUCAGCUUAGACUCUUUGGGACAGCAGGAGCAGUACCAGGAGCAAUGUAUGGGCAGCUUGUUGGAGGACAUAAAGCACCUACAGAAAAAGCUGAAGGCGUAUGAGGCUGAAGCUGUAGAUGUUAAGACAGCACUUAAGCACGUAAAUAAUGAGAAAGAAGCACUUAUUAAAAAAAGUGAAGAGGAUUACAAGAUGAACCAGGAGAAACUGCAGAGACUGAGAACUGAAGCUAAGAAGGAGAUUGCAGAAAAGGACGAGGAAAUAGAAGCGUUGCGUUGUUCGCUUACGGAUCUCAAAGAUAAACUUGAUCUGGAAAAAGAAUUAUUAAAUGAAGCUAUAAAGGAGGGCCAAGAAGAAGCCUACCAUUACAAAACAGCAUUUGAAGAAAUGAAGGAUGAAAAAGAGAAACUUCUCAGUUGUUUGGAAAAGUCCGAUUUGGAACUAAUUAAUAUGAAAAAGGAGGUAAAACAUUUCAGUGAAGAAAACAAAAAACUUCUGACAGAGCUAUGUAUGCUACGUGAGAAGGCUGAGAUGAGUAGACCUGUGGCGUCAUGCAGAGAGCUCAAGGAAGAAAAUUAUACUGAAAAAGUACUGGGAGAGUUUUGUCCAGAAAGUAAUUCCUUUCAAGGAAAGUUACAAGAUAAAGGCACCUGUUUUCAACUAUCAGAGACUGAUUACUCCGGGAAAACUAAACCUAGAGAAGCAACAGAAUGUCAAAUCCAGGAACAAAUGCAAAUGAUUGAAGAGCCACUGUCAAAAACAUCAAGUGUAAAUGAUUCUAAACCAGAAGAGCAAAGAACUAUAGCAGAAGAAAAGUCCAGAGAGCGCCUUCAAAGAAAAUUACAGGCGGCUUUAAUAUCACGUAAAGAAGCCCUGAGAGAAAAUAAAUGUCUAAAAGACCAGAUUGAUAAGCUGCUGUUGGAAAGAGAAGAACUGGUGAACAAGACAGGUAUGCUUGAACAGUUGUUAGAACUUGGUAGAGAAAAACAAAGUUCAAGUACUGUUUCUCCAUUGUCUGAAGAGGAGCGGCUCGUUUCUGAAAAUGCUAGACUGUUGACUGAAAAUGAAAACCUCACUGCGGCAUGCGAAAGUCUUAAAUCCACCAUGGAGACUAUAGUUCAGGAAAAAGAGGCCUUUUCUUUCCAACUCAAUACCUUAAAAGAUUCUCAGACAGUUGAAUUAACAGGAUGGAAGGCUAAACAUAGUGAGUUAAAGCAGGAGUAUGAAUCACUUCUUCAGGCUUAUGAGAAUAUCAGUAGUAAAAUAGCAGAUAUGAGGCAAGUUAUUGAUCUCACUAGAAAAGAGAAGCAAGAGGCUAUUCAAAGGCUCAGGGAAGGAGAAUCUGAGAAGGAGGCUCUUGAGAAGCGUUUACAAAAACUCCUAGAUGAAAAUGAGCUUACUAAGAACCAACUGAAACAACUCAUUGAAUCCAAGAAAAUUGAGGUUGACGAAUUACAAAGUAAAGCAGAAAGGCAGAUCCGUGAGCAAGAAGCAAGGACGCAAGAACACCAGGAUCGUCUUCAGGAACUCACUGAUCAGAAUCAUCAACUAAUGGAGGAAAAUGAGCAGCUGAAACAAACUUCUGAAAAUUUAAAGCAGGCUUUAGAGAAAAUCCAGAAGGAAAAUGAUAUCCUUCAUAAUAACAUCACUGUAACUAAAGCAGCUUUGGGAGAGCUCCAAGUUCAAGUGGAAGUGUACCAAACUGAUAUGCAAUCUAAAAUCAGUGAUGCGUUAUAUGAGAAUGAAUCAUUGUUAAAGGACAUUAAUGUGUUAAAGGAUAAACUCUCUGACAAAGAGCAAGAUCUGGACGUGGAAUGUAAAAGCCUUAAACAAGAAAUUGUUAGUCUAAAUGAAAAAGUUAAGAUUUUAGAGGAUGAUAAAUGUCUGUUACAGGAAGAAUUAGAAAAUGUACAAGAAAGUUCUUACAGAGUAAAGAAUGAGAGAGAAUUUCUUGAGACAGAAUUGCUUAAUCAUGUUAAAAAGGUUGAUCAUCUUACUGAUAGAAUGAAAUCAGCACAGGUGCAGAAUAACUUGCUGUUACAGCAACUGGAAGAAUUAAAGGCAGAAAAAUGUAAUGUGAUCAGAGAGAAAGAAGAACAGCAGUUACACCUUGUAAAAAUGUUUGAGGAGAAGGUGAAAAGUGCUCAGAGGGAUAAUAAUGGAAGUAAAAACAAAACGAAAGAAUUGCAAGAACUGCUAAAGGAGAAACAGCAGGAGAUCAACCAUUUGCAAAAGGAUUCUAUAAAGUUUCAGGAGCUGAUCCUGGAUUUGGAAAGAUCUGUGAAACUGGCACAGUCAAAAAGUGAAAAAUUCGAAAAAGACUUAAGUAAUAUUUCAGAAAAGCUUGCAAAAUCAAAUGAAGAAAUACAUUGUCUCAAGGGAGAGCUUUCUUCACAGAUGAACUUGUUGGAUCAGUCAAAGAAUGAAGUGGACAGACUUACAGAUGAGAAUAUAAAUUGGAGAAAAGAACUUAAAAAGAAAGAAGAUGAACUACAAAUUCAAAAGAGAGACUAUGAGAGAGAAUUGGAAUUUAAUCUUCAACAAUUAAAAUUGGUUCACAAAAGAGAAUUUUUGAACCUAGAAGAAAGACACGGUGUCCUGGAGAGAGAAAAAGAUAGGGCAGUUAGUGAGAUUCACAGUUUGCAAGAGGAAGUUAACAUUAAGGACUCUCAAAACAAGAAGCUUCAAGCAGAUUUGAAUGCAGCUUUGGCACGAUUAGCUGCUUUUACGAAGUGUGUGUCCUCUCUCCAGGAUGACCGGGACAGGGUAAUCACUGAAAUGAAAACCUGGGAAAUGCAGUUCAAAGAGGCCAUCCAAAAUAAAGAGAAACAGAUAGAAGACAGUAAUAAAAGAAUAACGUCUUUACAAGAUGAAUUGAAAGACAAAAUUACUCAGAUUCAAGAGUUGAAUAUCAAAUAUUCUGUGGUAGAGGAGACAAAGGAUGAACUGUAUUUGAGGCAAAAAUCUGUUGAUAUGCAACGCUAUGAAGAGCUCUGCAGAAUAAAGGAAGAAAAUACGUAUUUUUUCACCAGGCAGCAAGAAUUGGAGAGUGUUCUUCAGUCCAAAGAAGCAGCUUUGCAAGCACUCCUUAAAGAAAAUAAUUCUCUUAAUCAUCUCAUAGAGAAUAGUAAAAGUGCAGGAAGAGAGAUAAAAGCUCUGGAAAGUAGUUUUACAAGACAGGAACAAGAAUUGCAACAGCUUCUAGCUGAGAAGGAAAAAAUUAAUGCUGAGUUGCAAAAGCAGAUUACCAUUUCUGAGCAAAUGAAGAUCAUGCUAAAUAGCAAAGACAAAGAAAUUUCCUUACUCAUUUCUUCAAAAGGUGAUGAGAUUUCUGACUAUCUGAAUCAGGUACAGACGCAACAUAGAAACCAAAUCAAAGAGUAUGAACUUCAGUUAAGGUCUUCGCAGCUAGAGAGACAACAGUCUGAGGAGUCCUGUCAGAGGAUGGAAAAAGAAUUGAGGAGUCUCCGGAUGAAAGCAGACCAAGCAGGUCAAGAUAAGGCUGCAAUUGCCAGUGAAGUAGAUGCCUUUAAAAAAUCAAUGUCAUCUCUUCAGAAUGAUCGGGAUGAUCUUUUUUCCAAAUAUAAAGAACUGGAACACCUUCAUCAAGAGGUCUUAAAUCAGCGGGACAGACUUAUAGUUGGCAAUGCAAGUGAGAAUAAUGCUUUGAAGCAAGAACUAAGGAUACUUCUCAAUCAGAGAGAUGAUCUUCAUUCUGAAAAUGCAAUGCUAAGUGCACAGCUGAUAAAGUACAGGGAAGAUCUUAAUCAAGUUUUAUCUCUGAAAGACCAUCAGCUGAAAGACUUACUUAAGCAGAAAUUGGACUGUAUUAAAAGCCUCGAACAAGAAAAAUAUGACCUUCAAAAACAAAUGAAAGAAAUGCACCUUUCCAAUCAACUGCAAAAGGAUACUGCUGAAACUUUGGAACAUGAAAAUAAAAAAUUAGUGUCUAAAAUAAAUGAUUUAGAAUCUUUAAUUGCAUCAUUAAACAAAGAGAAGCUUGUUUCUGAAUCUGGAGAGAAACUGCGAACUAGUGAUAGUGUUCAGAAAAAAGAAUGGGUAUCCAGUGGACAGUAUGGAGAAAAUCUUCAGAAGAAGAUUCGAGAACUCCAGAAAUCAAGAGGCAGAAAUACUAAGGAUGCAGAUGAGGAAUACAGUAAGACUCUCUUGACACUUGAAGAUGGAGAUGACCCUGGUGCUUUUGCAGAGAAGAUGAUAUUAGAAGUUCAAUCUCAAAAUAGUGAGCUGAGGUCCCAAAAUGAGGCCUUUGGGAAAGCAAUGACUGCUCUGCAAAAUGACAGAGAUAGGAUAAUAGAGGACUUAAAGGUACUUCAGAGCAAAUACACAUCUGAACUCAAGACGGAGAAAAAGAAAGGAGAGGAACUUGAGGCUGAAUUGGAUGGCUUUAAAUUACAUCUGAUCAGUAUGCUCAAAGAAAAUUCUCUUCUGAAUCGGGUUAUUUUUGAUGCUGCAGAUAAGGUUACACUUGAUCAGAUUGCUGAUGAAAUUGAAAAUCUCUGUAGGACGUUAGUCAGUCGUGAGAUGGAGAUGAGCAGACUCUCAUCUGAGUGUGGGAAUUAUGUUCACCAGAUUGAAGCGUUUUCCAAGGCUAUGGCCAGUCUUCAGGAUGACCGAGACAAAUUGCUGCAGGAACUCAGCAAUCAGAAGGCUAAAGAAGGAGCCAGCCUUGCAGCUGUUGAAAUAUCAAAACUGAAGACCAAGGUUGAUGAUUUGGAGAAGGCAUUGCAUCAGACAAAAGCCUUCCAAGCAGAAACUGAGCGAGAGAUUGCAUCAUACCAGAAUGAGCUUGCUGGAUUGAGAAUGGAAAACAACCUCCUCCUCUCAGAGUCCCAGGCACUGCGAAAUCAAUAUCAAAUCACAGUUGCUGAGAAAGACAGACAGAUUGCAGAACUACAGAAGCUGCAACAAGACACGAUUGUUAAGAAAUCAGUCUCCGCUGGCAGCAAUUACCCAGUCAAGGUUUUAGAAACUGCCGCACUCGCUGGAAGUGCAGACGUGCCAGAGGAAAUCAAACACAUCUUAGCUGAGAAGAAUCAGCUUCAAAACGACCUGCAGCGCUGUCUUCAGGAGAUACACCAGAAGGAUCUGCAUUUUCAGCAGAUUAAUUCAAAGGUGGUGCAGUCUGCAGAAGAGAAUGCUGUCUUGUCUGCCCAGUUGAAGACUCUUUCGCAGACUCUAAGGGAUAACCAGCUUCGUUACACUGACUUGCAAAAUCGUUAUUUAAGACUGGAGAGGGAAUAUCAGACCAUGCAAGUAACAUCUUUCCAAGGCACUGUUCAGGAUGAAACUAGAGCAGAAGUUCCCCCUGGAGCGCCACAGGAAAGAUCCGCGGUUAUUGUUGAAAUAGACAAUACGGAGCUGAAUGAACUCAGAAAAAGGCUUUCAGAGACCGAGCAACAGUAUGAUUCAGUGCAGCAGGCGCUCUCACAGCUGACAGAAACACUGUCAGAAGAGAAGAGGAGGAGAGAAGCUGCAGAAGAGGCUCUUGGACUCUCUGAGGAGCAAAGUAACAGAUUUGAAGUAAGCAGUUACAGGUCUGUACCUAGCGAAUAUGCGGUUCAGAUGGAAACUGAGGAGGAAAGAGAAGCCUUAAUCAUCAAUCCUAGUGAACAUGUUAUUGUGCGAAAGGUAAGAGGAGCCCUUUCCUUCAGAAGAUGGGUUCGAGGGCGAAGUCUUUACUGUUCUAAGCUGCUGACCUCCAGAGCAAAAUCCCGCUAUUUAUUCCUCACGUACCUAGUUACACUACAUCUUGUUGUUUUACUGUGCCUGACUGGUGUUCUCUGA
Charadrius vociferus (killdeer) is the source of this 13827-nucleotide messenger RNA. Its product is annotated as golgin subfamily B member 1-like. Bases 1 to 13827 code for a protein of 4608 amino acids. The transcript is spliced from 31 exons. Gene Ontology annotation, cellular component: Golgi apparatus. The record is from RefSeq and is a predicted model, not a curated record. Lineage: Eukaryota; Metazoa; Chordata; Aves; Charadriiformes; Charadriidae.